Pistacia vera is the source of this 1908-nucleotide messenger RNA. RefSeq names its product cytochrome P450 734A1-like. The record is from RefSeq and is a predicted model, not a curated record. NCBI's taxonomy places the organism in Eukaryota, Viridiplantae, Streptophyta, Magnoliopsida, Sapindales, Anacardiaceae. The transcript has 4 exons. Gene Ontology annotation, molecular function: monooxygenase activity; iron ion binding; oxidoreductase activity, acting on paired donors, with incorporation or reduction of molecular oxygen. The coding region runs from base 209 to 1729 and encodes 506 amino acids.
AAGGAUAUAAUUUGUUAAUGAAUAUUUACUUAUUCAGAGAACGCUAUCACAAAUUUGACUUUGACAUUAUAUUUCCCUUUUUAUAAAGUUGACACUCAAAAAGAUGAAGGUUUAGGAGGUGGAAACCGCGCGCCAUUAUUAAAGCUUCGGCUUGAGAGUAGCUUUUCUGAUCAUCGAACGGAGCCCACCCUUCUCAGAGCUCUGCACAAUGCAACUUCUUCUUGCUUCUGUGUUAUUGAUUCUUCUUAUGUCUGUGCUGAAAUUUGUUCACACAUUCAUAUGGAUCCCAUAUCGGAUCCAACACCACUUCAAAAAGCAAGGCGUAAGCGGCCCCGGCUACCGCUUCAUCACCGGAAACACAGCUGAGUUCCGCCGUAUGUUCGCAGAAGCUGCGUCGAAGCCAAUACCGAGCUUGGACCACGGUAUUGUUUACCGUGCAGCGCCUUCUUAUCACAAGUGGUCAAGCUUGUAUGGGAAACCAUUUUUGUACUGGUUCGGAUCAGGGCCCAGACUCGCGAUAUCUGACCCGGAUAUGAUUAAGGAGGUGCUUAUGAAUACAGGAAAGUCAUUCGAAAAUAUUCCGUUGAACCCCUCGGCUAAGCUUUUACACGGCCUGGGACUUCUUGGGCUUACGGGUGAUGUAUGGGCAUUCCACAGGAAAAUCGCCAACCAGGCCUUCAAGAUGGAGCGCGUUAAGGCUUGGGUGCCAGAAAUCGUUGAGAGUAGCAUGAAGAAGCUGGAAAAAUGGGAGGAAAUAAGGGGAGGGAGAGAUGAAUUUGAGAUGGAAGUGCAUAAGGAAAUUCAUGAACUCUCAGCGGAUAUUAUAUCCCGUACAGCUUUUGGAAGCAGUUUUGAAGAAGGAAAGCGUAUUUUUAAGUUACAGCAACAGCAAUUGCACCUCUUCAUUGAAGCUACUAGAGGUCUCUAUUUUCCAGGGUUCAGGUUCUUGCCGACCAAGAAAAACAGAGAGAGGCAGAGAUUGUACUCAGAAACUCAUGAAUCAAUAAGGACACUGAUCAAGAAUAAUGGCAUAGCAAGAGAAAACUCAACGAAUCUACUUAGUCUUUUAAUGUCAUCCUAUAAAAAUCAAGAUAACCAGGAGGAGAAAUUGGGGGAAGAUGAAAUUAUAAAUGAAUGCAAAACCUUUUAUUUCGCAGGAAAGGAAACAACUGCUAAUGCUUUAACCUGGGCACUUAUACUUCUAGCACAACAUCAAGAAUGGCAAAACAAAGCAAGGGAAGAAGUGAUUCGUGUCUGCGGAGACAAAGGGCUAGUUGCAGAGAACUUAAGUGACCUUAAGAUUUUAACCAUGAUAGUAAACGAAACACUUCGACUCUACCCUCUUACUGUCAUGGUGAUGAGGCAAACAUCUAAAUUGGUGAAUGUGAAGCUAGGGAACCUUGACAUUCCUGCAGGCACGGACCUUACUUUGGCCUUAAUUGAUGUACAUCAUGAUACUAAUAUAUGGGGAGAAGAUGCCAACAAGUUCAAUCCGCAGAGAUUUAAUGAACCCAGAAAGCACUUAGCUUCAUUUCUCCCGUUUGGUUUAGGCCCCAGAAUCUGUGUAGGUCAAAACUUAGCCAUGGUUGAAGCAAAAGUUGUCCUAUCUACUAUCCUCCAACGAUAUACUUUUGUGUUGUCGCCAACUUAUGUCCAUGCUCCAAUGUUGUUUGUAACCUUACAGCCUCAAUUUGGUGCGCCCAUCCUCUUUACCAAGAUUCAGAAUUAAAAGUUUUCUCAAAUGGGGCUUGAUGCGUUUGGAAGUGAUGGUAUUAGAAAAAUGUGUAUCACGGAGUGCUUUGGACCUCAUUGUAAGAAUUUUCGUUUAGAUAAAAGUAUUUUAUCUCUAUGUUGAAGCCCACUUCUAUUGUUGAUUUCAUCUGAAAGUAAAUAAAAAAGAGAGAGAGU